This is a messenger RNA of Jaculus jaculus (lesser Egyptian jerboa), 877 nucleotides long. Its product is annotated as metaxin-3-like. Gene Ontology annotation, cellular component: SAM complex. Gene Ontology annotation, biological process: mitochondrion organization. NCBI's taxonomy places the organism in Eukaryota, Metazoa, Chordata, Mammalia, Rodentia, Dipodidae. The record is from RefSeq and is a predicted model, not a curated record.
AUGGCGGCCCCCUUGGAGCUGAGCUGCUGGGGCGGCGGCUGGGGGCUGCCGUGGGUACACAGCGAGUGCCUGGUGGUGAUGUCUUAUGCCAAAUUUUCUGGUGCACCCUUGAAAGUCAGUGUUAUAGAUAACACCUGGAGAGGUUCACGGAAGUAUAAUGCUGAUUAUGAACUUUCAGCAAAACAAGGGGCAGAUACACUGGCAUACAUUGCUCUCCUGGAAGAGAAACUUCUCCCGGCUGUGCUUCACACAUUCUGGGUUGAGAGUGACAAUUACUUUACUGUGACGAAGCCAUGGUUUGCUUCACGGAUUCCUUUUCCCUUGAAUUUAAUUCUGCCUGGGAAGAUGUCAAGGGGAGCACUUAACAGAAUACUCCUGACGAGAGGAGAGCCUCCUCUCUACCGUCUCCAAGAAGUGGAAGCACAGAUAUACAGAGAUGCCAGGGAGUGCCUAAAUCUUCUGUCAAACAGAUUGGGAACAUCUCAGUUUUUCUUUGGAGAUACGCCUUCUACCUUGGAUGCCUAUGUGUUUGGUUUUCUUGCGCCUCUUUAUAAAGUACGGUUCCCUAAAGUUCAGCUACAGGAACAUCUGAAGCAGCUCUUCAACCUGUGUCGCUUUUGUGAUGACAUACUAAGCAGUUACUUUAGGCUCGGAGGCGUCUCUCCAACUGGACAAGAAGUAGUAGAUGCAAACCUGCAGAAACUCACACAGCUUGUAAAUAAGGAAUCCAACUUGAUUGAGAAGAUGGAUGACAAUCUUCGCCAAAGCCCUCAGCUUCCUCCUCGGAAGCUUCCAGCCCUCAAGCUGACACCAGCUGUAGAAGAGAGUAAUUCCUUACAGUGUCUGUCACCGUGACAAUCGUUGGCUUUUUGUGCGU